UUUCCACGAGAGCGAAGGGGCGCUCAAGCUCACGCUCGGUCGCGAUCUUCGGCCGUUCUCGUACAUACGUUACGCGUAGAGUCGAAAAUCCACUUUCUAUUGAUCGUGCAGGUGAAUUUUUCGAAUCCCCGAGCAUCCCAAGACCAAGGCAUCCCGCAAAAUGUCGAUGUUUGGAUCGUUCAUGAACGAGGAUGAUCUCUUUAAUAUAUUUGGAUCGUCCAUGCACAAUACCAUGAGGCAGAUGAACAACAUGAUGAACUCCAUGUUUCCUGAUCCGUUCGAUAUGAUGGGACAGAACGCUCUUAUGCCUUAUGGUAGAGGACUUCCUAACAAUAUGCCAGUUGCCCUGUUUGAUCCUAAUUUUGGAAGAUUUGGUUUUAACAACAUGGCGGCGACAAGUAAUGGAAGUUGUCACUCAUUCAUGAGCCAAUCGGUAAUGACCAUGUCAAGUGGUCCCGAUGGUCGGCCACAGGUUUAUCAAGAGACUAUGUCUACAACAACGGCUCCCGGCGGCAUCAAAGAAACUAAAAAGACCGUAAGCGAUUCUCGCACCGGAACCAGGAAAUUGGCUAUUGGUCAUCAUAUUGGUGAGAGGGCACAUAUCCUUGAAAGGGAGCGAAAUUUGCGAAAUGGCGAUGAAGAAGAACGACAGGAAUUUAUUAAUCUUGACGAAGAAGAAGCAGAGAGUUUUAAUCGCGAGUGGCAAUCACGUACACGUCGUGUUGCUGGUGCAAUUGAGGGCGCAAAUUCAGGUACUGCUAGUAGUGUCAGAGUUCCAGAGCCAAGGCAAUUAGCUUUACCAUCCACCACAGAUAUACCAGCCAGUCGACAUUCUAAUAGAAGAUGGAUACCUUCCACUAAACGUGCUAUGAGAUCGUUAAAUCCUUUAAAAGCAAAAAGUUCGUCUCCCUCUUCAAGCAUCAAAACUCCAGAACCCGCAGCGUUGUCAAAUUCAGCUUCGAAAGCUGAAGAAGCAUCACCGACGUCGCCGUCUACGUCAGGAUCUCGAAAACGCGAACAUAAGCCGGAUAGACAAGUUAGUAAUAAGCGUCACGCUGUUCCCGCUAGCGACAAAUAGAAAAUGUCUCGAACUACUAUCCAUAACUCGUACUUUACUCUAUCCCCAUUACAAGAGCCUCAUAUAACGAGGCUUUACUUUAAACUAACUAGAAAUAUAUUUUCUUUCACAAUCAUUAACGUCCUAAGCAAAUUGUAUGGAUUAUUUUUUCUAAAAAUUGUUAUCUCAUUCGCUCACAAUAAGCAUUAUUAUUUUGACAUAUGUAACUAUUUAAACCAAAUUCAGUAAGGCUCUCAGCAAUAUUCUCUCUUUUCUUUUAUAUACCGAUAUUUAUUUAAGUAGAUCUAUAGAAUCUUAGUUGUCGAGAGUGUUAAGGAAAUAAACUUUUAAAAUACAGCUCAAACUUUUGCCGUUAAUCAAACAAGAUUAGUACACACAAUUUUUUAUACGUUAUUUCCAUAUAAUAAUAUUCUGUGUCUUAAAAUACUAUAUUUAUUAUUAUAUAAUCAAAGAUGUCACAUCCAUCGAUAGUUGAUCAGUUUCUGUUAGCUUCAUUAUUGUACAAUUAAAUAUAUUCGAAAGUGUAAAGGGAAUUACAAAUAAAUUUCUUGUUUGAAAUGUA
Messenger RNA from Temnothorax curvispinosus, 1640 nucleotides. RefSeq names its product myeloid leukemia factor (gene Mlf). The coding region runs from base 161 to 1078 and encodes 305 amino acids. Lineage: Eukaryota; Metazoa; Arthropoda; Insecta; Hymenoptera; Formicidae. Gene Ontology annotation, cellular component: cytoplasm; nucleus. Gene Ontology annotation, biological process: regulation of DNA-templated transcription. The record is from RefSeq and is a predicted model, not a curated record. The transcript has 6 exons.